Molecule: messenger RNA, 2931 nt
Organism: Lodderomyces elongisporus
Lineage: Eukaryota; Fungi; Ascomycota; Pichiomycetes; Serinales; Debaryomycetaceae
Exons: 1
Coding region: 1-2931 (976 amino acids)
Biological process (GO): protein import into nucleus
Cellular component (GO): nucleus; cytoplasm
Molecular function (GO): nuclear import signal receptor activity
Source: RefSeq, a predicted model, not a curated record
AUGUCUUGGCAGCCCGAUCCACAAGCUAUCGAGCAGCUCAAACAUAUCUUUCGAGGCACAUUAUCUACAAAUAACGAGGAGCGAAGACUUGCCAAUGAUGCCUUGACCCAGGCCAGAGAGAACCAUGAAUUUGAAAACUACUUGUUGACUUUGCUCGUGUAUGAUACCACAACUAGAGCAGACGUUCGUGCAGCAGCGGGAAUGAAUUUGAAGAAUUCCAUCAUGAAGAAUAAAGAUGGCCAAGGAAUCGACCGCAGUUAUCUCAUGUCAAAUGUCAUGAAUGGGUUGAGAAGUUCAGAUGCGUUGGUUAGAAACAUUACUGGGAAUGUCAUUACUUCGCUUUUUUCUAUUUACGGAUUAGACCAUUGGAGUUCAGCCUUAUCCGACCUUUUGCAGCUUGCACAACAGGGGAAUUUGGGUGCAGAUAAUGGUUCUGGUGAAGAUUUCAAGACACAAGAGGCAGCAAUGAGUGCACUUGCCAAGAUUUGCGAGGAUUCUUUUUACGAACUCAGUAGAGAGGCCAACAAUGGAGGCGAAAGGCCUUUGGAUUACCUCAUGAAUGAGUUUCUCAAAUUGAUGGAUUCACCUAGCAUAAAGGUCAAGGCAUUUGCUGUUCAUUGUAUCAACCAGUUCAUUCUUCUUAAUACCCAAUCAUUCCUUGUGAUCUUGGAUCACUACUUAAAUAAGAUUUUUACUUUGGCACAAGAGACUGAUGCCGACAAAAGCUCUCUGGGAGAAGAGCUUAAGAAGAAUAUAUGUACAUCUUUCCUUUGGAUCUUGGAGACAAGACCAGAUAAAAUGGUGCCACACUUGGAUGGGGUAAUCCAUUAUUGUACGCACUUGAUGCAGACGGUUGAUCAAGACGAAGCUGUUGCUUUAGAGGCGUGUGAGUUUAUGUUAGCAUUGGCCACAAAUCCGGAGUUCUCUAGAGCAUUUACAACUGAGAAAUUAAAGACUAUAUUGCCCCUUUUGUUAACAAAGAUGGUUUAUUCUGAAGAGGAGAUUAUGUCAAUAGAGUUGAGCGAUGAUCGUGACGAUGCCAACAUGGCGGAUAAAGAUGAGGAUAUUAAACCAACAAAUGCAAAAACAAAAGAUGCGCGUACAGCAAAUGGAACAGAAAGACGGGAUAACAUUGGUGGCGGGGGUAGCAACAAUGAGGCUAACACUGAUAGCAACAAAGGAAAUGAUCUUAAUGGUUUUGGUAACUCCAAAAAAUCUGUCAAUGGGAACGACGCCAACGCCGAUGACGACUCCAACGACGAUGAAGAAGAAGAAUAUGAUGACGAUGACGAUGAAGAGAUUGGUCAAUGGACUCUAAGGAAGUGUGCUGCCGCUACUUUGGACGUGUUAAGUGAGAACCUUGCUCAGGAAGUGCUCUUGGUUGCAUUACCCAUAUUGCAGGAAAGAAUUGUUUCUGAGCAUUGGCCUGUUCGAGAAGCGGCAAUUUUGGCAUUUGGUGCAAUGAGCUUGAGUUUUACGAAAUUUGCUAGCGACAAAUUACCGCAGCUAGUUCCCUUUUUAGUCGAUAGACUUCAAGAUCAACAGCCAAGAGUACGGCAAAUUACAUGCUGGACGUUAUCGAGGUAUGCGCUGUGGGUGAGCCAAGAAGCUCAUGAAGGUGGCGAAUAUGCAAACUAUUUCCAACCCACAUUUCAGUCCAUUGUUGGCUGUGUCUUGGACUCAAAGAAAGUCGUACAGGAGGCUGCAUGUUCAGCUCUUGCCUCAUUCAUUGAAGAGAGUGAUUCGUCAUUAAUCGUUUUCUACUUGGAGCCACUUUUGGAGCAAUUUGCAAAAUGUUUUCAAAUGUACCAGAGAAAGAACUUGAUUAUCUUGUACGACUGUGUACAGACGUUUGUUGAGAAAAUGGGGUAUGAGAACUUAUCAUAUGAUCCCAAGUAUACAUCAACUUUGUUACCUCCAUUGUUGCAAAGGUGGGAACUGCUAGAUGAUGAUGAUAAUGCAUUGUGGCCCUUGCUUGAAUGUAUGGCGUCGGUUGCGGCAACAUUGAAAGAAUUAUUUGCACCUUAUGCAGUUCCAGUCUAUGACCGAGCUCUUCGAAUCUUAUCAAACUGUAUUUUGAUGGAUCAAAAUUGUCAAACUGAUCCUUCGAUUGAUAUACCCGAGAAGGACUUUAUGGUUACCUCAUUAGAUUUAAUCGAUGGCUUGGUACAAGGAUUCGAAUACCAAUCAAUAGAUUUGAUCCAACGAGACCUGUCAUCAUCGAAUGACUUACUCAACCUUUUACUCGCUUGCUUUGAAGAUUACAAUUCAGAUGUCAGGCAAUCCGCAUUUGCUCUCUUGGGUGAUUUGGCUAUCUAUGUUAUUGACGUUUUGAAGCCAUACUUGCAUCUGAUAUUUCUUAGUAUUGGUAAAGAAAUUACGAAUAGAUCCAGUGAGACAUUCCCAGUGUACAACAAUGCUAUCUGGGCAUUGGGUGAGAUGGUGAUUAGACUUUCAGAGCAGGAGACAAAACCAUAUUUGGAAAACUUUAUCAAUUUGUUGGUCCCCAUACUUAAUAGCCAGGAUACAGAGUCUACAGUGUUGGAAAACUGUGCAGUCACAUUGGGAAGAAUUGGCCUCAUUGGUUCUGAGGUGAUAGCACCACGAUUGGUGGAGUUUAUCUUACCUUGGUCUAAAAAUUUUGUUCAUCUCGAUGACAACGAAGAAAAACAAACAGGAUUACAAGGUAUGAUCAAAUCCAUUAGUCUUAAUCCAGAUAACGGAUUUGGGGGAUUAAACACACAACAAGGGCGUAAAAGACUUGCCAAAUUCUUAGAAGUAUUGGCAAACUACCAGGAUGCAAACAGUGAGCUUCAAACACUCUUUUUGUCCUUAAUCACCAACUUUAAAUCUUUAAUUGGAGAUGAUGCGUGGAACAACGAGUUACUCAAAUUUGUUGACCCCUCCUUGAGACAAGCCUUGACAUUUUAG